AUGGAAUCUACAGAGACCGUUAGUCAAAAUACAAUUUUAGAAUCUAGAGAUGCUGAGUUCUUUGAGGAUUCAUUCUCUAGGAAACAGAAGAAUGAAAAUACAAACAAUGAGGAUCAAGAUAUUGUUCAAUCAAAUUCUGAGAAUAAUGAGAGUGUUGAACUUAGAAGAAGAAGUACACGUUCAAUUCGCUUCGUAGUGAUCCAAGCAAGGAUGUCUAGGGCCAGCAAUAUUGGAGAAGAUGUCUUGAUUUCAAUCUCAUCUGGAGGAUGGUUUCUGUUUUGCAUGAUUGUUGCGUCUCUCGCAAUGAUCACGGUUGUGAUAUUUGGAUGUGGCGAUGAUCCAGAUAAGCAUCGGAAGCACAGAUCAAGCUUAGGUUAUUUCAAGGGCGGUGGUGCUGGUUGUGGAACCAGCACAGGAGGUGGCGGUGGCUGUAAAGGAGGAGAUGGUGGCGGCGGCGGUGUUGGUGGAGGUGGCGGCUGA
Messenger RNA from Telopea speciosissima, 480 nucleotides. RefSeq lists its product as uncharacterized. Lineage: Eukaryota; Viridiplantae; Streptophyta; Magnoliopsida; Proteales; Proteaceae. The transcript has 2 exons. Bases 1 to 480 code for a protein of 159 amino acids. The record is from RefSeq and is a predicted model, not a curated record.